AUGACUAAGCUUACAAGUUAUUUUGCCACAGUUGUAUUCAUUUUUAUACAUAUUCUAUGCCAAUCAUCUGCUUCUGGUGAUGAGACGACUACAAGUACUUACAAUGUUUUGGAGUUUGAAGCUAAGAGCAAUGGUGUAACCGAUUCAACCCAAGCUUUUCUCAAUGCUUGGUCAGUAGCCUGUGGUUCCUCCGCAGAUUCCACUGAGAUAUAUGUACCAAAGGGGAGGUAUUUGCUCGCCGCUAUGGCCUUUAAAGGCGACUGCAAAAGCUCACACAUCACUUUUCGGAUUGAUGGAACACUCGUGGCUUCACCUGAUUACCGAGUAUUAGGCCAAGCUAACAACUGGUUGAGCUUUGAAGGAGUUAGCGGGGUAACCAUUGUCGGAGGAGCACUUGAUGCCAAAGGUUCCGCCUUAUGGGCUUGCAAAUUGAGUACCAAAACCACCAGUUGUCCUGAUGGAGCCACGACUUUGAGUUUUACAAACUCCAAAGACAUUAGAGUUGAAGGACUAAUGUCACUGAACAGCCAAAUGUUUCACAUUGUGAUAAACGGCUGCCAAGAUGUACUGAUUCAAGGCGUCAAAGUCAUUGCCGCUGGAAAUAGCCCAAACACUGAUGGUAUCCAUGUCCAGUUAUCUAGAAAUGUUGCAAUCUUCGACACCUCCAUCAAAACUGGGGACGAUUGUGUGUCUAUUGGCCCCGGCACCAAGGACUUGUGGAUGGAACGCAUAUCAUGCGGACCUGGGCAUGGCAUUAGCAUAGGGAGCCUGGCCAAAGACUUGGAAGAGGAAGGAGUCCAAAAUGUAACACUCAAAAAUGCGAUUUUCAAGGGAACCACAAAUGGUCUCAGGAUAAAGUCCUGGGCAAGACCCAGCACAGGGUUUGUGCAAGGUGUCCGAUUCCUUGAUGUUGAAAUGAUUAAAGUCCAAAACCCCAUUGUAAUUGACCAGAAUUACUGUCCACACAACCUCAACUGUCCUGGUCAGGUAUCAGGUGUCAAAGUUAGCGACGUGUUGUACCAGAACAUUCGAGGGACAUCAGCAACAGCAGUCGCAAUAAAAUUUGAUUGUAGUGCAGCAAAUCCAUGCAGUGGAGUAAAACUCGAAAACGUGAAUUUGACUUGCCGGAACCAAGUAGUUCAAUCAUAUUGUACCAAUGUAAAUGGAAAGAGUGUUGGCACUGUGCAACCAAGCAGUUGUUUAUAAAGUUCGGAAGGGAAUUAGACAUGGAGUAUAGGACGUGUACAUAUAUAUGCAGAUGCAUAUUGCAACAUACUAG
Messenger RNA from Rosa chinensis, 1279 nucleotides. RefSeq names its product polygalacturonase. Gene Ontology annotation, molecular function: polygalacturonase activity. Gene Ontology annotation, biological process: carbohydrate metabolic process. The transcript has 4 exons. Lineage: Eukaryota; Viridiplantae; Streptophyta; Magnoliopsida; Rosales; Rosaceae. The record is from RefSeq and is a predicted model, not a curated record. The coding region runs from base 1 to 1206 and encodes 401 amino acids.